AAUCUUCUGCUCCAUCUCUCUCUCUCGCUCUCUGAAUAUCGUAGUCUAUGGCCACUGCUUCACUCACAGCCGCCUUCUCUCGCAUCCGCUCCACAUUUCGGGGGCCGCCCCUGUUAUCACCACUCCCCACACUCUUCACUCUCAAACCUAAGGUUUUUUAUCAGCCCAGAAGAUUUUUAUCGAGAACUACUGUGAUGGCGUCGAAAGAGUCCCCAGAGAACAAUCCAGGGCUCCACACUUCUCUGGAUGAGGCUACCAAAGGCUAUUUCUUGCAGCAAACUAUGCUCAGGGUAAAGGAUCCAAAAGUCAGUCUUGAUUUCUACUCUAGAAUAAUGGGAAUGUCGUUGCUUAAAAGGUUGGAUUUUCCGGAGAUGAAGUUUUCACUAUACUUUUUGGGAUAUGAGGACACAUCAUCGGCUCCCAGUGAUCCGGUUCAGCGCACGGGUUGGACGUUUGGUCAAAAAGCUGUACUUGAGCUUACACAUAACUGGGGUACUGAAACUGAUCCUGAUUUCAAGGGUUAUCACAAUGGAAACUCGGAACCUCGUGGGUUUGGACACAUAGGUAUCACUGUUGACGACGUGCAUAAGGCAUGCAAGAGAUUCGAGAGUCUAGGGGUGGAGUUUGUGAAGAAACCUGAGGAUGGAAAAAUUAAGGAUAUAGCAUUCAUCAAGGAUCCCGAUGGCUACUGGAUUGAAAUCUUUGAUACUGCAUCGGUUGCCAGAACAACUGCUAACGCUGCUGUCUGAUGUAAAAAUUCGGUUCUGAAGAACUAAGAAACAAAUAAUACUGCUGUUAUGAGACUUGACUAUAUAUAUGGCUUCCUAGAAUUGGUGUUGUUGAUGCAUCAGGGGGAUGGGGAUGUGACAUGCUGUAAUGGUUACUCCUUAUUACAGUAAAACGGAUGGUCAGAGCUUAAAAAUUUGUGUGAAACAUGCUAUUGCUGAUUCCUUAGAGGAGAUAAUCAUGUGUGCCUUU
This is a messenger RNA of Sesamum indicum (sesame), 978 nucleotides long. RefSeq names its product lactoylglutathione lyase family protein / glyoxalase I family protein. The record is from RefSeq and is a predicted model, not a curated record. Gene Ontology annotation, molecular function: lactoylglutathione lyase activity; metal ion binding. Lineage: Eukaryota; Viridiplantae; Streptophyta; Magnoliopsida; Lamiales; Pedaliaceae.